This is a messenger RNA of Micromonas pusilla CCMP1545, 1197 nucleotides long. RefSeq lists its product as uncharacterized. Gene Ontology annotation, biological process: DNA damage response. Lineage: Eukaryota; Viridiplantae; Chlorophyta; Mamiellophyceae; Mamiellales; Mamiellaceae. Bases 1 to 1197 code for a protein of 398 amino acids. The record is from RefSeq and is a predicted model, not a curated record. Gene Ontology annotation, molecular function: single-stranded DNA binding. The transcript has a single exon.
AUGUGCGGGCGCGCGCGGGUGACGUGCACGGACGCGGACGUCGCCGCCGCCGCGGGGACGUCCGCGUUCGUCAACCGGGACCAGUACGAGCCGCGGUACAACGCGCAGCCGGGGGCCGCGGUGCCGGUCGUGCGGCUCGCGACGCCGAGCGACCGCGCAACACGGCGCGCCACCUCCGUCUCCGCGGAUCUCAGAUCGGCGUCGGAUGCAUCCGACGCGUCCGACCACGACGACGACGAACGCGUCGUGGACUACAUGCGAUGGGGCCUCGUCCCGUCGUACGCCAGCGACGAGUCCUCCCCGAACUUCUUCGCGAUGUUCAACGCGCGCGCGGAGACGCUCGCGGAGAAGCCCGCGUUCGCGCGCCUGGUAGCGACGUCGCGACGACAUCGACGCGGCGUCGUCCUCCUCGACGGCUUCUACGAGUGGCGCGCGGAGGGCGGCGCGGUAUCGCGCUCGGUGAAGCAGCCGUACUACGUCCACCUGACCGGCAACGACCGCGGCGGCGACGACGACGACGGUUCGAAUGCCGCCGGGGGUGACGGUUCGUCUUCGGUGCUGCUGCGGUGCGCGGCGGUGUACGACACGUGGCGGCCGCGCGUCGGACCGCCGCUGACGACGUGCGCGAUCGUCACCGUGGCGUCGUCGCGUAGGCUGCGAUGGCUGCACGACCGCAUGCCCGCGAUUUUGAGGACGGACGAGGAGGUGGAGCGGUGGCUGGCGGGAGAAGAGGGCGAUAAUAAUGGCGACGGUUCGAAUGCCGCGCCACGGGGUGUUGGUUCGUCUUCGAAGAAGGAGGAGAAGAGGGCGUCCGCGGUUCUGAAGCCGUACGACGGCGAGGACUUGCGGUGGCACGCGGUCACGACGGAGAUGAGUAAGAUCGAGUUUCAGGGGCCGAGAUGUUGCGAGGAGACGACGCCGAAAGUGCGUCAGAACGUGGGGAGCGUCGCGGAUUUGUUCCGCAAGGCGGCGACGGCGAGCCCGGCGCGCGGGGGCGAGGGCGCGUCGCCGCGGGCGAAUGCGCGCUUCUUAGAAGACGACGACGGCGGCGGCGAAGGCGACGGCGCCCCCGCGAAGAGGAAGACGCCGUCGUCGCCGUCGCCGUCGCGGCCGCGCGGGAAGAAACCCGCCGCUUCGCCUCCGGAUCAGCGCUCUAUCCACGCGUUCUUCGGGAAGAAACAGAGAGAGGGACGAUAG